Messenger RNA from Saccostrea cuccullata (small rock oyster), 4504 nucleotides. RefSeq names its product titin-like. Bases 24 to 4484 code for a protein of 1486 amino acids. Gene Ontology annotation, biological process: protein deubiquitination. The record is from RefSeq and is a predicted model, not a curated record. Gene Ontology annotation, molecular function: cysteine-type deubiquitinase activity. NCBI's taxonomy places the organism in Eukaryota, Metazoa, Mollusca, Bivalvia, Ostreida, Ostreidae. The transcript has 31 exons.
AAGUAUUCAUACGGACAUCACUUAUGGGUGAACAAUGUUCCAAAUGCCGACGAGGAAAGGGGAUGUUCUCACGGAUAAUUUGUGGUCAUGCUUUAUGUAGAGAUUGUAUAAAAAGAAUUGUCAGAGAAGAAUCAACUUGGUAUCAUGAAUGUGAAGGUGAAUAUGGGAAGUGCAAGUACAGAUUGCCAUUAACCAUUUUGAAGAAAAUACUGGAGCCGAAAGAGAUAAAAGAACAACCAAGUACGCCUGACAAAUGCAGAGAUUCCACAGAUCAUUAUUUUCCACCAGAUGUUUACUUGGAUGCGGAACUGAAUGAGGAGGAAUGUAGUCUUACCUUAAAAGCCAAGAUCUUUUCUUGUCUACACGUGGAAAAUAGAGUUUGGUAUAAAGAUGACAAUGAAUUAAGGAUUAAGUCUAAUCCUAAAUACAAAAUCUCCAGUGGUUCCGAUGAGUCUAUCCUAGUUAUCUCACCGCUAGAUAAGGCAGACGAAGGAACGUAUGCAUUUUUAGUAGAAAAUUGUAAUGGAAGAGGAAAGAGCAACCUUGUUAAAUUCAGGAUACCUUAUGAUCCCCCAAAGCUAACGUUAAAACAAGAGCAAUUUCCUGGGUUAUCCAAAUUAGAGGCAGAUAUUUACUCAAAAUGGCCAUUGAUAAAAACGACAUGGCUGCACAACGGUCAAACUAUAAACUUGAAAGAGAAGGAAAUCAACCCAACACGCAAAGAAAGAUAUCAUUUCUCUCUGACUAUCCAACUGAAUACUUUUCAAAAAGAAGUGAAAGGUUUUUACAAAUGUGCCGCUUCAAGUUUGGCAGGAGAAGAUGAGAGUGAAGAAAUUUAUGUGAAUUUGAAUGAAGAACCACCGGUCGUGUAUCUGAAGAAGACAGUAAACAAACAUGAACAGAGUGUUACAUUCUGUGCAAAAAUUAAAUCGGGCAACCUGAGGAAAUCUGUGACCUGGAUGAAAAGUGGAGAAGUCCUUGACAUUUCCGAUACAAACAAAUAUUUUUCAUGCAACUUUCUAUACGAUAGCCCAGAGCUUAAAAUUUAUUCAGUUGAAAAAAAAGAUGAAGGAGAAUAUUAUUUAAUCGCAGAAAAUGAUGGCGGCAAAGGAGAAAGUAACAUUGUUCCAUUUCAGAUUGAGACAGAUUGUGAUCGGCCAAAAAUCAAGCUAAAUGAACGAAAGAAAGAUAUCAUUUCUAUCAAUCUUGCAGCAGAUAUUGAAUCUGAUUGGCCCAUUACAUCAGUCAAGUGGUUUAAAGAUGGAGCUUUGCUAAAAAUAUCCGACAGAUACUCCGAAACGGUAUAUGGCAGAUACUUGGGAAGAAAUCACUCUGCCUUAGCUAAACUACGGAUUUUUGACUUAAGUGAAGUUGGUGAUUAUCAUGUAUGUGCAGAAAACGUUGCUGGUAUCAGUACGAGUAAUGUGUUACGCUUGAACUUUGAAGUUCAAUCUUUCGCCACUUUGGAUAUGAAAAUUUUUCCUGCCCAUGAACGCGUAAAGCUACAAGGAAGAAUUGAAUCUAGUCAAAUAUUAACGGACGUGACUUGGGUGAAAAAUGGCAAAAUCCUUCCUGUCAAAAAUUCGAAAAAGUAUGCAAGUUAUCCAGAAACUGAAAAUUGUCCUACUUUAGUGAUCAUGGAUGUGUGCAAAGAAGAUGAAGGGAAUUAUUACUUUACAGCAAAAAGUAGAAAAGCUGAUGUAAAGAGCAAUUAUAGAACAUUUGAAAUAGAAAAGGAGGAUCCAAAAGUUACCAUCCAAAAUCCGAUCAGAGAUGGACAAUUUACUACUUUAUAUGCAAUUAUUGAAAAGACAAGGUGGCCUAUAAAAAGCUUAAUAUGGAAAAAGGAUGACACUGUUGUCUACAAGGAAGAAAAAUAUGUCAAUGCCAAUGAAAUUUGCACAGGUAGAAUAAGACUAUCAGGUGUCAAAGAUGCUGGUAUAUACAAAGUAGUUGCCGAAAGUAUUGCAGGAAGAAGCGAAGCUGAGAGAAUAGUUCUUCAAGAAGAAAUAGGAAUUCCUGUGUAUCCAAUUCUUAAAAUAGAAGUGGAUAAAUGUCACCGAAAUUUGAGGCUAAAUGUAACAUCUUCAUCGAAAGCAGAGAUAAAUGACUGUGUUUGGAUGAAAAACGAAAAAAUACUUCUCACUAAACUUGAUGCAAGGUAUCAACAGUCUGUCAUCAAAGACAACAAAUUCGAACUCGUUAUCAAGAAUGUUACUAAGAGAGAUGAAGGGGAAUAUAAAGUAAAUGUAAUUAGCAAACUCGGCGCAGUAGAGAGUAGAGGUGCUGUUUUUAAAAUCGAAGAAGAACCACCUAGAAUUGUCGAUUUUACUAAGAGAGAGGAAAACUCACGCGUCAAGAUUUUGGCCGUCUUCGAGUCGGAAUGGCCAGUAGAUUGCGUAGUGUGGUACAAGAAUGGGGAAGAAUUGGUACCUUCUCAAGAUUUUUCCAUGCAAAAUGAUAGUCAAAACUGCAGUCUACUCUUGAAAGGUCCUUAUAAAAGAGGAUCGUAUACCGUACAGUUGGAAAGUGUCGCUGGCAUUGUGAGAGGACAAGACAUUAUCAUAAAUGACAAGGAAAUAAACAUUGAAAACGUUACUGCAAGUCCCUCAGCUCUGGUAAAGUCAACAGAAAGCAUGCUUCUACCAGUUCUAUCGCCUUUCAAAGGUUCCAGUGACUGUGACUCUUGUGAUUAUACGGCGAUGGCAAAAAUAAAGAGUUGCGGUCACUAUUUGUGUUGGAAGUGCCUUGAAGUGCUUGCAGAUGGUCCAUCAAAGGAGAACAUUGUUGACUGUUUGUCUUCGUGCCCUUCAUGGAUGACACAGAAAACAAUUCAGAAUUUUUUACAUAAUCAAGAAUAUUCCAAGAAACAGAUAUCGCUGUAUUUCAAGUUAGUUGCAGAAGGAGAAAAUUGUAACACACUUAAAUGCUUAAAAAAGGGUUUCUUGAAGUUGGUCUUCUGCAGUCAUGUAUAUUGCGUAAAUUGUAUUCAGAAUAAUGAUGGCAGCAACAUGUGUGUCCAAAACGGAUGGAAUUGCCAAAACCCACCGCCGAGUAUUUUCGUUCAUUUGCAGGAAAUGCUGAAAAAUCCUAUGGUAAACCUCUUCAUUUCUGAAUGUCCUGACGGAAAGUGUGACCACUGUAGUAAAAAAGAUGUAUAUAAAAUAUUCCGAUGCGGUCAUAAAUUCUGCCGACAUUGUAUUCAGAAGGCACUGUUGCCGGACAGGGAAGGACAGCCAUUUAUUUUAGGAAAAUGCUUAAAAGCGCAAUGUCAUGAAUACUUUAAAUUUCCACUAUUGACCCAAAUAAAGCAGGAGACAGAACCAACGAACAACUGUAAAGUUACAGAAAAUGGAACUACAAGACAAGGAAUAGCUCAAGAGAGCAUUAAUAACGCGCUUCCAGAUCACGACAAAAAGGAUAUUCAAGAAAACCCGCAGAGCCUUUCAUCACAGAAAAGAAAACAGAAAAAUAAAGAUGAUUCUGCUAAAAAGCAGAAAAAGGCCAAAAAUUCAAGAGAUUCAGCAACCGAGGAAAGCAACCGAUUUCAAAAGUCAUUUGGGCUGAGUAAUGUUGGUCUUUCUUGCUACAGAAAUGCAAUUCUUCAGACUUUGGCUGAGACCCCUUUCUUUCAUCUAAUGUUAGAACCUUUACGAGAGAAAGCACCUUGGAUUGGCUUACUUUCAAUUAUCCUGGAAAAAAUCAGAACUCAAAACACCGGCGGUACAGAAAUGGUGGAAUAUUUACAACAUUUUCAUUUUGAAUUCAACGAAAAGCAUUCAGAAUACAGGGAAUUUCAACAGGAGGAUACAUUAUCCUUCUUAACCAGCUUACUAAACGGUAUUCAAGAAGAAUUCAAGACCCUGGAGAAGUGUAAAGAUCAUAUCGAAGGAUUACAAGAUCCAACGUCCUUGUUUCGUGGAUCCUUAAAGGACAGAUACUUUUGUAAAAAGUGCAAAGAGGAUGAAUUCUUUGAAGGAGAAUCAUAUUUUAGCCUUCCUUUACCAGUGACAGAGUCUUUGAGACAAAAGGGGAAGGUAACAUUGGGCUCUUGUUUGAGAGGAUUUCUUAGUAAAGAGAAUAUUGAUGGCAUUCCUUGUUCAUUUUGCGGAUCAAAUGAAAUUACAAAGGAAAUAAUGAUAGCAACUUUCCCAGAUGUUUUGGUUCUUCAGAUAUGUAAAUUAGAAGAGGCGAGUAAUUCAGCAUUUCUGAGGAACAGGAGUCAUAUUGAUUUUUGGGAAAACUUCGAAAGUUUAAGGGCACCGAAAGAAUUAAAAGAAGCAUUGAAGCAUUACAGAUUAUUUAGCGUUGUCGAACACAUUGGAUCUGAAAGAAGCGGUCAUUACAUCUGCUAUGUCAGAAGGCAUGGUAAUCAAAAAUGGAAUUUAUGCGAUGAUUCGUAUGUAAAAGACGUCAGUUUAGAAGAGGUUCGAAAAUGCGAAGCUUACCUUUUGUUUUACGAAAAAUAUGGCUCAAAAGUGUAAUCAUAAUAAAAUUUGGUAAA